ACCCGGUGCUGUUUUCGGGCUCGGUGCGCUCCAACUUGGAUCCGUUUUCGCGCUACGACGACGCGGCGCUCUGGACAGCCAUCAAGCGCGCGCACCUCGACUCGGCGGUCACGUCGCUCGACGACAAGGUCGACGAACGCGGCAUGAACUUUAGCGUCGGCGAGCGACAGCUGAUUUGCAUUGCGCGUGCGCUCCUGAAGAAGUCCAAGGUGAUUCUCAUGGACGAAGCGACCGCGUCGAUUGACGCCAACACGGACCGGCUCAUCCAGCAGAGCAUCCGCGACGAGUUUGUCGACUGCACGACCUUGACGAUCGCCCACCGCAUCAACACGAUCUUGGACUGCGACCGCAUUCUGGUCAUGGACAAGGGCGGCGCGGCCGAGUUUGACACGCCGAGCGAGCUGCUGAAGAACCCGAAGGGCCUCUUUACCAACCUCGUCGACCACUGGCGCGACGGCGACGAGUACGUAGACCUGGAUGUAAUUGAAUGA
Messenger RNA from Saprolegnia parasitica CBS 223.65, 491 nucleotides. RefSeq lists its product as hypothetical. NCBI's taxonomy places the organism in Eukaryota, Oomycota, Saprolegniomycetes, Saprolegniales, Saprolegniaceae. Gene Ontology annotation, cellular component: membrane. The coding region runs from base 144 to 491 and encodes 115 amino acids. The record is from RefSeq and is a predicted model, not a curated record. Gene Ontology annotation, biological process: transmembrane transport. The transcript has a single exon. Gene Ontology annotation, molecular function: ATP hydrolysis activity; ATPase-coupled transmembrane transporter activity; ATP binding.